This is a messenger RNA of Sceloporus undulatus (fence lizard), 5749 nucleotides long. RefSeq names its product mediator complex subunit 16 (gene MED16). The record is from RefSeq and is a predicted model, not a curated record. Gene Ontology annotation, biological process: positive regulation of DNA-templated transcription. Gene Ontology annotation, molecular function: protein binding. Gene Ontology annotation, cellular component: mediator complex. NCBI's taxonomy places the organism in Eukaryota, Metazoa, Chordata, Lepidosauria, Squamata, Phrynosomatidae. The coding region runs from base 1177 to 3672 and encodes 831 amino acids. The transcript is spliced from 15 exons.
AAGGAAGGGAGGGAAAGAAAAAGAGGAAAGGAAAGAGAGGUAAAGAAAGUUAAGAGGUAAAGAAAGAAGAGAGAAAGAAAAGAAAAGAAUGGAAAGUGAAAAGAAGGAAGGAAGGAGGAGAGGAUGGUCCUCCUUGGCCAAAGUGAAGCCUUGAUGGGGGGGUUAAUUUGCAAAACAAAACAAAAGAUAGACUACAACUCCCAGGUUCCCUUUCCAGCCUUGGCUGGGGAUUCUGGGAGUUGUAGUCUUUCAGCAAAGGCUAGAAGUGGUUUGGGCCUUGGGCUUAAGGUCUUGGAGACAUCCUCUCUGCUCUCCCUGGAGCCUCCCCUGAGUGCCCUUGGAUAAGUCAUACUCUCUCAGCCUCUUUGGCGCAGAGCCUUUGAGUAAGCCUUGCUGAGAAACGUCCCUCGGAGGAGAGCAAAGCGGGGCCUGGAUCUCGGCGUUGAGCCCCAUUCUCUGCGGUUGUGCAAAAUGCAAUAAAAAUAUGGAACGCUUCACGAAUUUGCGUGUCAUCCUUGCGCAGGGGCCAUGCUAAUCUUCUCUGUAUCGUUCCAAUUUUAGUAUAUGUGCUGCCGAAGCGAGCACAAACUUACCACUGCCGGCAAAUCUAUAUAUACCUCUACAUGUAAAACAUUUUCAGGUUAUGGCGAGCAGAUUUAUUUUUAACAGCGCGGGCCUUGACGCUAUUUUAAUAACCAUUUAGCUUGUUAUCUUUUUGCCUCCUUUUAUAUUUUAACUUUAAAACUGAACCAAACGUCAAUUUUCCGGUUUUGCUCGCAGGGCAUGAUGGGAGACCCAGUAUGCAAAUUACGCCCCUCCUUAUAUCUUCCCUCUCUCAACGUAGCGGGGUCCUGGCUCUGAUUUAGCCACCUAAUUGCUUGACAAAUAGAAACACAACCAAGAGCCGACUUCGCCUAUUAAACGAGGUAAACUGAAGAGGAACAUGAAGGAGUACGUUUCUGUCGGAGGUGGAAGCUUUUAUAAUUAUAUUUUUUAUUUUAUUUUUUAUUUUUUUAACGUCACAUCAGGCAGUAGCUUAGACAGCAAUGCUAAGAGGACCAUGACUGGGGAAGUUGGCGCAGGCGCAGUGCGUUCAUGACGCUUGCAAAAGAGCUGGAUGCACAGCAGGUUCCAAAGACGGUUUCCUUCCGGGUGAUCAAUCACUGAGGAGGCACGAUGGAUCUGGCGUACGUCUGCGAGUGGGAAAAGUGCCCCAAGAGCAACCACUGCCCUUCCAUCCCACUGGUGUGUGCAUGGUCUUGUCGCAACCUCAUUGCUUUCACCACGGACCUAAAAAAUGAGGAGGAAAAAGACCUCACCCACAUGAUCCACAUCCUGGACACAGAGCACCCAUGGGAUGUCUACUCCAUCAAUUCUGGACACGUCGAAAUCAUCACCUGCUUGGAGUGGGACCAGUCAGGUUCUCGGCUCCUUUCUGCUGAUGCGGACGGACACAUCAAGUGCUGGAGUAUGAUGGACCAUUUGGCCAACAGCUGGGAGAGCAACGUGGGUAGUGUGGUGGAAGGAGACCCCGUGGUGGCCCUUUCUUGGCUGCACAAUGGGGUGAAGCUAGCCCUACAUGUAGAGAAGUCCGGAGCCUCAAACUUUGGGGAGAAGUUUUCCUGGGUCAAAUUCUCUCCAUCCUUGACACUCUUUGCGGGGAAGCCCAUGGAGGGCUGGAUUGCUGUCACCAUCAGCGGCCUGGUCACUGUCUCCUUGCUCAAGCCCAAUGGCCAGGUCUUGACUUCCACGGAAAGCUUGUGCCGCCUCCGAUGCCGGGUGGCCCUGGCCGACAUUGCAUUCACAGGGGGCGGCAACAUCGUGGUGGCUACUUCAGAUGGCAGCAGCGCUUCGCCGGUCCAGUUCUACAAGGUCUGCGUCAGUGUUGUGAACGAAAAGUGCAAGAUCGACACUGAGAUCCUGCCCUCCCUUUUCAUGCGCUGUACCACCGACCCCGUUCGGAAGGACAAGUACUUGGCCAUCACCCACUUGAAGUUCCUCGCUCGGGACAUGUCUGAACAGAUGUUGCUUUGUGCCUCCAAUCAGAACAGCAGCAUUGUGGAGUGUUGGUCGCUACGGAAAGAGGGCUUGCCUGUCAAUAACAUCUUCCAGCAGAUCUCCCCGACAGUUGGAGACAAGCCACCGAUGAUCCUGAAAUGGCGCAUCUUGUCUGCCACCAACGACCUGGACCGGGUUUCGGCCGUGGCACUGCCCAAACUUCCCAUCUCCUUGACCAGCACGGAUCUGAAAGUGGCAAAUGAUACCAAGUUCUUCCCCGGUUUGGGGCUUGCACUUGCUUUCCAUGAUGGCAGCGUGCAGAUCAUCCAUCGCCUCUCGCUCCAGGCCAUGGCAGUUUUCUAUGGCACAACCCCACCGCGUUCGCUGGACGAACCAGCCAUCAAGAGACAACGGCCAGCAGGUCCCCUAGUCCAUUUCAAAGCCAUGCAGAUGUCCUGGACCUCGCUCGCCUUGGUUGGGGUCGACAGUCACGGAAAGCUGAGCAUGCUUCGGAUCUCUCCCUCCAUGGGCCACAUCCUGGACAUGAACAUCACGCUCCGGCAUCUGCUUUUCCUGUUGGAAUACUGCAUGGUGACAGGUUACGACUGGUGGGACAUCCUCCUCCAUGUGCAACCAGGUAUGGUGCAGAACCUGGUGGAGAAACUCCAUGAAGAAUACAUGCGCCAGAAUGCAGCUCUGCAGCAGGUUCUCUCCACCCGCAUCAUUGCCAUGAAAGCGUCCCUCUGCAAGCUGUCUUCUGGCACUGUGGCGCGGGUGUGCGAUUACCAUGCCAAGCUGUUCCUGAUCGCUAUCAGUUGCACCCUGAAAUCUCUCCUCCGCCCUCCCGUCCUGAACACCCCGGACAAAAGUCCCGGGGACCGACUGACAGAGAUCUGCUCAAAGAUCACAGAUAUAGAUAUUGACAAAGUGAUGAUCAACCUGAAGACGGAGGAGUUUGUCCUUGAGAUGACUACCUUGCAGUCUCUCCAGCAGCUGAUUCAGUGGGUUGGAGACUUUGUCCUCUACCUCCUUGCCAGCCUCCCAAAUCAGGGUUCUGGUCCGGUUCGCCCCGGGCACAGCUUCCUCCGUGACGGGGCCUCUCUGGGCAUGCUCCGAGAGCUCAUGGUCAUGAUUCGCAUCUGGGGCCUCUUGAAACCGAGCUGCCUCCCCAUUUACACAGCAACCUCUGACACCCAGGACAGCAUGUCCCUCCUCUUCCGCCUUCUCACCAAACUGUGGCUCUGUUGUCGUGAUGAGAGCCACCCAAGUGAGCCGGAUGAUGCCCUGAUUGAUGAGUGCUGCCUCUUGCCCAGCCAGCUGCUCAUCCCAAACAUCGACUGGCUCCCUGUCAAUGACGCCAUCAUCGGCAAACUGCAGAACAAGCAGCCUGUCCGCCUCCAGUUCGGGAAGCCACCCGGGCUCAUUGGGCAUGCAGUUUCGCUCCAGUUUGAUGCCUCUGCCAGGGCACCUGGACAGCCCAAGAUUGACCACCUGCGGCGACUCCAUCUUGGGGCCCAUCCCACUGAGGAAUGCAAAUCUUGUACCAGGUGUGGUUGCGUCACCAUGUUGCGUUCCCCCAACAAGACGACAGCAGUCAAGCAAUGGGAGCAGCGGUGGAUCAAGAAUUGUCUCUGUGGCGGGCUGUGGAGGAAGAUGCCAUUCAACUGCUCCUGACUGUGGCACCCCAGAGGAUGACGGAGGAAGGAUAGCAGCAAAGUCCAGGGGACUGUUGGACCCGUUGCUUUCUGCGUGGAGUGACUUUAUGGAGAAACAGUUCCACCUUCCCAUCUUUUGGGCACCUGGAUGUCCAAAUAAAUGACUUACUCCCCUCUCCCUCCAAAAAAAUGCAGCUAGAAAAAUAUAUUUAGAGGAGGAGGAUGAAGGCCUGCAUUCUUGAAGUGGGAAGAUCCUGGAAAAUUUGGGGCCAACAUCACAGAUGGAUAGGUGCUACUGGUCACCAAUGGCAUGUUCCAGCAAUGCCUAACUUUGGUCCUGCAGGUGUUUUUCCCAGAAGCCCCAGCCACCUUGGUCAGCGGGCAGGAAUUCUGGGAGCUGAAGUCCCAAACCUCUGGAGGAUCCAGGUUUGGGAACCACUGCUCCAGCUCCUGUACCAUAAAGACACUCGGAAGCAUUGGUUCCCAAAGUUUGGUCCUCCAAAUGUUUUGGACUUUAACUCCCAGAAGCUCUAGUUGACUUUGCCAACAGUCAGGAGUUCUGGGAGCUGAAGUCCAAAACAUCAGGAGGACCAAAGUCUCCCUUUCUGUAUUGGGAACCUGCCAAUGCCAGCUUUCAAUGGUAGACCAGGAAUUUGGGGAAUCUUAACGUGUGUAUUAAACAAAAAUCAGCAGCCUUGAAUUUGAAACUGUAUUUUUUUUUUCUGGCUACAGAAAGCCCUUUGUUGUUGCUUUUUAAAAACAGAUAGGUUUUUGAGAGUUGACCAGUAUAGCUCACUUCCCUGAGAUGUUUGUUUUCUACAUGCAAGGAGUUUGUCCUUUUUUGUAAAAAGGGAGGAUUCAAAAUUUAAGGUCACCCCAGCUUCCACUUUUGGAAAUGAAAUAUGCAAAGUACGGCUGCUAGCAUACUGGGGAGGCAGGAGAGAGAUAACUUUCCUUGGGUAACUUUUUUUGACAUCCAGGGCAUUUCAGGUCUGAAAUUCUGCCACCUUAUUUUGCUGAAAUCUCUAUCUCUAGGGAGGCUACUCUGGGUCUGAAUUUACCCAUGGUCUCUUGGAACUUCCUAGGGUUUGCAAAAGUUAAUUUUGUAGCACCACAUCUCCAUGAAAAACGCAGCCAGUGUGAGCAUGUGGUCCAAAAAAAGGAGCUUUUCCAUGCAGCAUUUUCAUUCUUUCCAUGUUUUCCUUUGAAACAUAGAAUGGACAGGCCCUGGGAGUGAAAUCUUUGGUUCUCCAAAUUCGGUUCCCAGGAUGAUUUGACAACACACACAAACGCACCCCCUGCUCACUUGCUUUUGUGUGCCUUUUCACACUGUUUAUUCUGUUGUGUAUUUGUCUCCGACAUUUGCCUGUUUUCCUAGUCCGCGAGAGCGAAAAUUACAACUUUCAUGGCAUGCUGAGAGUACAAAAAAGGAUGGAAGCAAUAAUUUUGCAAAUAAAAGACUGCCAAGUGUUUUGCUGGCUUAACUGUCUCCCGCUUUUCCCUCCCACGCUGCACUGAAGUCUUUCCUCUUUCCAAAGAAAGAAGGACAGAAAGGGGAGGGAAAACCCCACACACAUACUUGCUGUAUAAUGUGGCUUUAGACAUGGAGAAUCAUGGAAUCCUAGAGUUUGAAGGGGUCACAAGGGGAUAACUGGUAAUCCAUCCCUCUGACAUGCAGAAAGAGGCAACUAGUGAAAGAAGGGAAAACCCUGACAAUUCUUUGCAGUGCAAAUAGUUACCAUUUCCUCCCCCCACCCCCAAACCUGGGGAAGUUACUAUUUGGAUUGCAAACAGAAUUGCUACACAAGGAUAGACAUUAGGCAUUGAAGUCUAAAAAGGUAAUUUCUCCUGGGAGAAGGAGCAUAUCAACAGUGGAAGAUGCUACCUUUGAAGGUGGUGGCAUCUCCUCCUUUGGAGGUUUUCAAACUGGAUGGGCAUCUGUCGGGAGUGCUUUGAUGGUGUCUCCCUGCGUGGCAGAAUGGGGUGGACUAGGUAGCCCCUGGGGCUCCCUUCCAACUCUAGGGUUCUGUGAUUCUUUUUCAAAGCAAAGGUGCCACUUCUGUGAUGGGUUAAUUGGCGGAUGCCAUGACAGCCCU